AUGUUUUACUGUGUAGAUGAGGUAACUUCUUCGACAACUAUUAAGUUGUCAGCUUAUGGAAAAAUUAUUCCAGGUCCUGGUGAAGAAUUAAUAACAAUUGGUGGGAAAUGGUUAAGAAUUUUUAGAUUAAAUCCUUAUCAAAUAAAGAAAAAAGAAAAUCAACAGGCAAAGGAUACUGAAUUAGAGCAAAUAUAUUCAUUAAAAUUAUUAGAAGAACCAAAUGGAUUGGUUAUUGUUAAUUGUCAAAGUAGUGAAGAUAAAACAAAUAUAGUUGCAAUAUCAUUUCCUGACUAUCGAGUAACAUUAAAUCAAUGGGAUACAAGAUUAAAUGAAUUAACAGCAAUUUCUCAUCAUGAUUUUGCUAUGGAUAUUUCAAUAUCAGUAAGUAAGAUAUGUCAUCGUGAAGCUCAAUUUUUGGCUGCUGAUGAUGCUGGUAAUAUGGUAAUAACUAAUUUACCUGAUAGUCAUUUGGGUAUAGUUCCGCUAGGUGUAUAUUGUCACAGAAAACAAGAAACAAUAUCAUUGAAACAUUUAAAAAUAAGAUUGAAAAAUAUUUUAGGAAUAUCAUUUACAGCUGGUUAUGUAAAACCAACAGUUUUAAUUUUAUAUGAUGCAAUGAAAACUAAUAUUGGAAGAGCCGCUUUAAUAUCAGAUACAGUUGCUUUGGUAGCUGUUUGUCUUGAUUUAGAUACUCAGGGUCAUUCUAUUAUAUGGCAUACAAAAGGUUUACCAUCAGAUUUAAAGACACUACUACCAAUACCUGAUCCAGUUGGUGGAGCUGUUCUUAUAGGAGUUAAUCAUAUACUUUAUAUGAAUCAAAAUUGUGCUCCUCAAGGAAUAUCUCUUAAUGGAUGUUCAGAUGAAUUUACAAAAUUUCCAGUUAAAGAUUUUCAUCAUUUAGAAGUUGAUUUACAAGCUCCUGUUGCAACAGUUAUUUCUUGUUCAGAAGUUUUAAUUGGUAGUUGUAAUGGAAGUCUUUAUUCUAUACAUUUAACGACUAAUGAAACAUCUUCAGUUAACAAUAUUUAUUUACUCAAAGUUUGUGGUAUACCUAGUUGUUCAGCUCUAACAAGUCUUUCUCCUGGUUAUGUUUUUGUUGGUAGUCAUGUUGGAAAUCAUUUGUUGUUAGAGUAUACAAAAGAAAAAUUUACUUUUAAAGAGGCUGAAAUUUUUGCUGAUACUUGUGAUCAAAUUGAAGAUACAGAAAUUGAUGAAGAAGUUAGAAGAGUUGAGGAAUUUCUUUUUGAAAGAGUUGUUCCAUCAUCUGAAGAUGAUAGUAGGGGUUUAAUUAGGGUUGAUGGUUUACAAAUGAGAAAAGUGGAUGAAUUAUUUAAUUAUGGUCCAAUAAGAUCAUUUAAUGUAGCUCCACCAGAGAAUAUUAGUGAAAAAUAUAAAGAUAUAGCUAACUAUCAUACUUUUGAUGUUUUUGCUAUUGUUGGACAUGAAGGAGAUAGUGGUAUUCUUCAUUUACAAAAAUCUUUUAGACCAAUUAUUUUAAGUGAACAUAUAUUUAAUAAAAAUUGCAAUUUAUUUUGCUCUAAAUUAACUGAUAAAAAUGAUUUUAAUUAUAUUGUUUCAUCUAAAGUUGGAGAAUUAACUAUUCAUAGUGUGGAGAAACAAAUGACAAAAUUAAAAAGUUUAGGUUUUGAUGAUGAAGAAGAGACAAUUUUUUUUACAACAAGUCAUAAAGGAAAAUAUUGUAUUCAAGUUACAAAAACAAAAAUAAUUAUAUCUAAAGAGGGUAAAUUAUUAUCAUCAGUUGUAUUGAAUCUUUCAUCAAAUGUUGUUUUGGUUAAAUUUGAAGAACCUCUUAUUGGUAUGGUAACAGAAAAUGGAAAUUUACAUAUUUAUCGUGUCAGAGAACAGGAUAAUUUUUUAGUUGUUAGAAGGAGAGCUUUUUCUAAUGGAUCUCAUUCAUUGUCAUCAGUAACUGCUUUUGAUAUUAUAAAAGAUAAAAGUGGUAUAUAUAAUAGAAAAUUUACUGAUUCAUUAACAAAUACACCAAUUAAAAUUAAAAGAAAUGAAAAAAAAGAAAGAGAUUUUAAUAUUGAUAAUGCUACUGAACAUGCUCUUUAUGGAGCUUCUAAAUCAAUGAUAGUUAAUAGUAAUGGUAUAUUUUGUAAUGGAUAUUUAAAUAAAAAUUAUCAAGAUGAGGAAUAUUAUAGAAAUCCAAAAAAAGCUAUUCAAACAUCAGCAAUAGAUCCUGAUAAAAUGGAAGUAACAUUUUGUGUUGCUGUUUGUUAUUUUGAUGGUAGUAUGGAAUUAUAUGCUUUACCACAAUUAAAUAUAAUAUUUAGAACAAGUGAAUUAGUUUUUUUACCUCCAAAGAUAUGGGAUAAUAGUUAUAUAAAAAAAAGAAUAAAAUAUCAAAAAGCAAGAAAUCAUAGUGAAAUUAUAGAUAUUGAAAGAGAAAAUGGUAUUCAUUAUAAAAUGUUAAUUAAAGAUAUAAUGUUUUUAUCAUGUGGUUUAAACUCGUUAGUUCAAAUAAUGAUAGUACGUGUAAAUAAUCAGAUAGGUUUUUAUGAAGCUAAACUUAUGCAUAAUGCAAGAAAUGAUAGACCAGCUUUUAUGUUUAGUAGACUUCAACAUCAUUGGGAUGUAUCUUCAAUUUGUUAUGAAAAUGCUGGUGAAGGAAUGAAAUUUGUAUGUGAUUACAAACAAACAUUUUAUUAUUUAAGAGAAUUAGGAAGAUAUAAAGAUAUUUGUAUGAUUGCUGGUGAAUAUCCUGCAUUAUUUUAUUAUGGUAAACAUGGAUCAGUACUUCAUCAUUUUAAUGUUGAAUCAUAUAUUGAUAAAUGUUUUUCUAUUAGUACUAAAACUCAUGGAAGUAUUUUAGGAUAUGUUACUGAAACUGGUAAAAAGAUAACCAAGAAAUGUACUGUACAUCAUAUGGUAUCUAUGUUAUCAAGAAAUUUAGCUAUUAUGGUAACUUCUGAAGAAAUUGAUCUUGAUAGAGUAUGGUAUUCUGUAAAUGAUGAAAAAUUUUGUGAACAUGUAAAUGUACAAAAAGGAUUUUUAUUACCAAAAGGACCUAUAUAUAAAGUUUCAUUUUAUUCUAUGAAUAAUUGGAUGGAAAUUCCAUCAACUGAAAUAACAUUUCCUGAUCAUGAAUAUGUAACAUGUUGUUCUGAAGUUAGAUUACAAAUAGAAGAAAAUCCAAGAACUGUACAAAGUUAUAUAGCUGUUGGAACAUCCUUUAAUCAAAGUGAAGAAAUUCAAUCUAGAGGAAGAAUAAUAUUAUAUGAAAUUAUUGACGUUGUUCCAGACCCUGAAAAUCCAACUUGUACAGAAAAAUUAAAAGAAGUUUAUUCUAAAGAACAUAAAAAUGGUGUAACAGCAUUAACAGGUUUAAAUGGUUUUUUGAUGUCUGGAAUGGGAACAAAAGUUUUUAUUUGGCAAUAUAGAGAUGGUGAACUUCAUGGUAUAUCAUUUUUGGAUAGAAAUGUGUAUAUAACAAGAUUGGUACCAUUUAGAGAUUUACUCAUAGUAGAAGAUAUUUGUAAUGGACUUGCUGUUAUGAGAUAUCAAAAGGAAUAUAAAGUACUUUCAGUGGUAGCUGAAGAAGCAAGAAGAUUUUUAAGGUUAUCUUUAGCAUCAGAUUUUAUUUUUAGAGAUGGUCAAAUGGCAUUUUUACAUGGUGAUAAACAAGGAAAUUUAACAUUUUAUACUUAUAAUGGUAGUGGUGGAGCAAAUAGAAAUAUUUGUGCUUUAACGGUUACCUCAGAAAUAUAUUUAUCAUCACCAAUAUCAGCAUUUUUAAAUAUUAAAUGUAAUAAUCAUGAUAAAUUUUUUAUUGAAAGAGAAGGUUAUUGUAGGCAGAGGCAGAGUGUCCUUUAUGGAACAUUAGAUGGAGACUUAGGUUUUGUUGAUACAAUAGAUGAACAACAUUACAGAAGAUUAGCUUUCCUUCAAAUAGUAUUAUCUAGGGUUAUGCCACAAGGAUGUAAAUUAAAUUUUAGAAUAUCAAGAGCAGUCGAUCCAAUACCUCAUAAAAUUCAAUCUUCAUUAAGAAAUGUUCUUGAUAUAUCAUUUAUACGACAAUUUUUCUUCCUUGAUUUUCGUGUUCAACAAAAGAUAGCUAAAAGAGUUGGAAGAAGUGUAUGGACAAUAUUAGAUGAUUUAUUAGAAAUUGAUCGCUACUUCCGCUAUCAUUAA
This is a messenger RNA of Strongyloides ratti, 4155 nucleotides long. RefSeq names its product Cleavage and polyadenylation specificity factor subunit 1. Gene Ontology annotation, cellular component: mRNA cleavage and polyadenylation specificity factor complex; nucleus. The record is from RefSeq and is a predicted model, not a curated record. NCBI's taxonomy places the organism in Eukaryota, Metazoa, Nematoda, Chromadorea, Rhabditida, Strongyloididae. The transcript has 3 exons. Bases 1 to 4155 code for a protein of 1384 amino acids. Gene Ontology annotation, molecular function: nucleic acid binding; protein binding.